Molecule: messenger RNA, 492 nt
Organism: Zasmidium cellare ATCC 36951
Lineage: Eukaryota; Fungi; Ascomycota; Dothideomycetes; Mycosphaerellales; Mycosphaerellaceae
Exons: 2
Coding region: 1-492 (163 amino acids)
Source: RefSeq, a predicted model, not a curated record
AUGAAUCCUUCCAGCCAAGCCCAGCCCCAUCAAACCGACCAGGACAAACAAACCAUCGCCUACAUCGAAGCGAUAAUGUACCAAUUCAAAGACUCCAUCAACGCCAAAGAUUUUCGCAUGCCGCACGAGGUCAAACCCGGCGAGCAGCCUUCCAUCUGGCGGUACAUGGCCGAUUACUUCGACACCGAGCAGGACCUGGUACAGAAGACGCAAGCGACGACGCCGGGGCCUUCGAAGUUUGGGCUGAAGGAGACGCUAGAGAGUUACAAGAUGGCGGGGGCGGCGUAUCCGGAUUUUCAUAUUGAGGUGAAGGAGAUGAAGACGGAUUUGGAUGUGAAGGCGGGUUGGGCGACGGUAUUUGUUAAUCUUGAGUCUUCUGGUUUGCCGAAGGAGGUCACGAGAACGAGUGUCACGGUGUUUGAUUGGAAACGACGGAAUGGAGAGUGGAAGUGUGUCUCCUCAUGGGCUGCCAAUGGCAUGCCUGGCAUAUGA